GAGGCUCUGUUCUCUUUUACAGUGCAAUCAUGAAGCCGAUAUUUGUAUUCCUUCUCCUGCUGGCCGCUCCCUUGUGGGUCCUGUCACAAGUGCAGCUGGUGGAGUCAGGGCCCGGGACUGUAAAACCCUCAGAGACUCUCAGCCUCACCUGCUCCAUCUCAGGCGCCUCCUCAGACACCCUGGGCAGUAACUGUUGCUGGUGGAGCUGGAUCCGGCAGAGUCCCGGGAAAGGGCUGGAGUGGAUAGGGCGUAUAGCUCAAGGGGGAAGCACGAACUACGCCGCUUCCCUCCAGAGUCGCACCACCAUCUCGGUGAACCCUUCCAAGAACCAGUUCUCCCUGGAGCUCCGCUCGCUGACAGCCGCAGACACCGGCACCUAUUACUGCGCCAGACACACAGUGACACAGAGAAGAGCGGGACUGGCACAAAGAGGGGAAGCGGUUUCUGAGCAGCGCAGAGAGACCCGUUUAACUCACUUGUCUAUGGCAACAGUCCAGCAGAUCGCAGCUUCCAUUGGCCCAAAGCAGCAAUCUGCGGACAGUGGGAGCCGCGAUCCGGUGGACCUGCGGACAAGGCAGGCCCCUGGCAAAGGGCUGGAAUGGCUGGGUUACAUCAAUGUGUAUUACUCCACCUCCGGCUCCAUCCCCUCCCUCCAGAGCCGAAUCUCCAUCACCACCGACGAUUCCAAGAACGAACUGUUCCUGCAGCUCCGCUCGCUGACAGCUGCAGACAGCGGCCCCUAUUACUGCGCCAGGCAGUGA
Messenger RNA from Gopherus evgoodei (Goodes thornscrub tortoise), 761 nucleotides. RefSeq names its product immunoglobulin alpha-2 heavy chain-like. The record is from RefSeq and is a predicted model, not a curated record. Gene Ontology annotation, biological process: complement activation, classical pathway; B cell receptor signaling pathway; positive regulation of B cell activation. Gene Ontology annotation, molecular function: immunoglobulin receptor binding; antigen binding. Bases 30 to 761 code for a protein of 243 amino acids. The transcript has 4 exons. NCBI's taxonomy places the organism in Eukaryota, Metazoa, Chordata, Testudines, Testudinidae. Gene Ontology annotation, cellular component: immunoglobulin complex, circulating; external side of plasma membrane; blood microparticle.